Rhizophagus irregularis DAOM 181602=DAOM 197198 is the source of this 1811-nucleotide messenger RNA. Lineage: Eukaryota; Fungi; Glomeromycota; Glomeromycetes; Glomerales; Glomeraceae. The record is from RefSeq and is a predicted model, not a curated record.
CUUUUAAUAAUAAUAAAUAUUAUAAACUAAAUAUAACAUCAAAAUGACAAUCGGUCUAAUCUCGGAUUGUCUUGGAGAAAUUUUUAAGUGCUUUCCUGAUGAUAAUAACUCAUUAUAUCAUUGUAUGUUGGUUAAUAGAAUGUGGUGUGAAAGUGCCGUGCAAAUUCUAUGGAAAGAUCCUUUGGCGAUGCUAAUAAAGAAGACGGAUGCAUUAAGUCUAUAUGAUAAUAAUGUUGAAACCGAAACAGAAGAAAGGGAACAAGCAUUAGGAUUAUUAUGUGCAUUUAUUAACCAAUUACCUGAAGAAUCACGUUCUUUAUUAAUUCGAAAUGGAGUAAAAUUACCAAAAAGUAAUACCAAAAAACCUAUGUUUAAUUAUUUAGAAUUUAUUAAUACUUUUGAUAUAGUAAGAUUUAGUUUAGCUGUAUCAUUUUGGUUAUUCCGUAGUGGAAAACAUAGUGGUAAAACUAGAUUUCAAUGUUAUCUUAUGGAACAAGAAAUGUAUAGAGUUAUCGUUAAUAAGUGUCCUCAUAUCACAAAAAUUCGUUGCGUUGAAGAUUUAAUGGAUAUGGAUUCUGAGCAAUUACCAGUAUUUAAUUUCACUUAUUUACUUACUACUCCUAAUAAUUUAUUUUCAAAUAUUCGAGAAUUUGAAUGUUCGGCAGGUUUUACGACCGAUCAACUUUUUUUCGUAUUUUCUCAAUUAAUAACAAAUUUGGAUACCCUUAAAAUUCAAUCCGCACCAGAAUAUUUUGAUGGUUGUAAUGGUUUAUCAGAAUUCAUUAAAACUCAACAAUCUUUACGUCGUGUAGAAUUUAUUUGUAAUGAUAAAGAUGAUGAUGAUUUACAAUAUGAAUGUAAAGAAAUUGGUAAAGCGUUAGAAAAACAAGUUAAAUCUUUAACUAAAUUAAGGAUUUUUGGUUUUCAAGGCGUUCCAUUCGACACUUUUCGAAAUUGUGAAAAUUUAGAAGAAUUAUCUUUAUGUUUCGUUGAUGAUAUGCCUCAUGAUAUAGAAGAAAAGUUAACAAUGUAUAAAUUUAGAAAACUUACAAAAUUAUAUAUCAAAGCAACUUCAUUAGAUUUAAGUAAAAUAUCAAAAUUUAUUAGACACAAUGGUGGGAAAUUAACUGAUAUUAAAUUAGAAAUAGAAAAUAAUGUUGAUAAUGAACAAUCUGGUUUAAUAUUAGAAGCUGUGGCAAAUAAUUGUCCAAAUAUAAUCUCAUUCCAAAGUUCUAUCGAUCCAGCAAAUCAAUCACAAUUAAUGAAUUUCUGUAAACGUUGCAAAAAAUUAGUUAAUCUUCGUCUUAAUUUCGUUGAGGAAAAAUUUGAUGCGUGUGAUACUUAUGACGUUCUCAACAUACUUGGAGAAUAUGCUCCACGUAAUAUAUUUAAUUUCAUAAUAGAAGGUGAUUGGGAAUUAUUAAAAUGUACUUUGGAAAACUUUUUGAAACAACGACAAUCUGUCGCUCCUUUUAGAGUUAUCUAUAUUGGUAUUAUAGGUCGUCUUAAAAGAAGUGAUGAUUGUGAUUCUUUUGAUGUAGAUAAUUUUGAUUCUGAUUAUGAAGGUUCAGAUUAUUCGGAUUCUCAAUAUGGUUAUCAAAGAAAUUUCAAUGAUUUGGAUUUUUAUCAUCAUGAAAGGUUUAAAGAUUCAAACUCCGAACUUGAUUUUGUUAGUAAAUCAUGUGAUUAUUAUGAUGAUUGGGAUGAUAUGAAUUCUCUAACAAAGUAUAUUGAAGAAGGAAUAUUGGAAAUUCGUUCUCCUUUAUUGAAGGAUUCGGAAUUCUGGUUUUAAAUUUGGAUUUAACCUUUUU